UUUCAUAUCAGGAUUCUAUGGCGAGCUCGCCAUUUCACCGUUGUUGACAAAGAAGUAUACAAGGCAUUAUCAAUGCCUCACUAAGGUGAGUGCGGUUUCAAUCUAUAAACACUCUAAAAUUGUGCUACAAGAUCGUCCUUUCUUGUUCAUGUUUUCUGCUUCAUCACCUCCGGGAUCGUCAAACAUCUGUCGGUGUAAUCUGCAUGGACGACUGCGACUGGACACGAAUCUCUAUAUUUUCGGAAUCCACUAUCUCCGCUCGGUCAUUUAUGAAUACUGGACAAAUAAUUGACAUUGAGAUCAACUGACGAGCUAUUGUCUGCUUUUUGCUCGAUUCUACCGCACCAACGACUACUACAAGUUAAACGAGCAUCCAACUUGGAUAAAUAGUACAAGGCAUCGAACUGCCUGUAGUCAGGUAAUUGAGGUUCCAAUAAUUGUAUCCAAGAUUGCGCGGUCUGUGCGGUUUUUCUGGUUGUAGCUUGUUGUCGUUCAUCGUGAUGUCUGCGGCCGAGAGAAGAAUUCGCGGUUUGAAAAACCGCAAGCGCAGUAUUAUUUCAUCGAUGUCCGGAAUCGCGUCAUUCGUAUCCAAAUAUCAAGCUGAGAGAGAUAAGCAGGAAGUAUCCGUACGGUUAGAAAACCUCAUCGCAUUAUGGUCGGAAUUCAAUAGUGUGCAAGGUGAAAUGGAAACUCUCGAAGAAGACGACGAUGUCUUGGAAGCUUAUCUAAAAGAACGAACGGAAAUCGAACGGGUAUACUAUAAGUCCAAAGGAAUCGAUUUUUGGGGUCCAAUUUACCUCAAACCUCGUCACCGCAGAGAUGCACCGCCGAAGGCCUACGUUUCGGUGUUCGUUUGUUUCAGUACAAAGGCGGUUCAUUUAGAAUUAGUUGUGGAUCUCAGUACAGCAAAGUUUCUACAAGCUUUUCGGCGGUUUAUAUCUCGCCGUGGUUUGUGCACGGAUGUCUAUUCUGAUAACGGUAAGAACUUCGUUGGAGCAGCGCAUGAGCUUCGCAAACUAUUAAAAGCCGACGACUUUCGGCAUGCAAUUGCUGGUGAAUGUUCAAAAAUUGGUAUUCGAUGGCAUUUCAACCCACCUCGCGGGUCCCACUUUGGAGGUCUGUGGGAAGCAGCGAUCAAAUCGGCACAGAAGCACUUCGUGCGUGUGCUAGGAGACCGGAAACUAGCUUUCGAUGACAUGGAAACACUCCUCGUUCAAAUUGAAGGCUGUCUGAACUCUCGACCGUUAAUGAAACUAUCAGAUGAUCCGACAGAUCUCGAAGCCUUAACCCCGGGCCAUUUUCUUGUUGGAUCAUCGUUACAAUCUGUCCCAGACGUUGAGUACGACUCCAUUCCGAUGAACCGACUGUACCAAUGGCAACAAAUUCAGAAAAUGCUUCAGGACGUUUGGAAACGAUGGCACGUGGAAUAUUUGCAUUCCUUCAACCACGCAGCAAAUGGAUCAAACCACCAAUAGAAGUGAAGAAAAAUCAAGUAGUUGUUAUCGUGGAUGAAAAUCAACCACCAAUGCGUUGGCCCAUUGCUCGGAUUCAUGAACUACAUCCAGGACGAGACGGAGUCGUACGGGUCGUUACGCUGCAGACUAAAUCAGGUCUGCUUACUCGCCCAACAGCAAAAAUUUGUAUACUUCCAAUACCGCAGACACAAAACGAACAACCAGAAGAAACGUCUACGCUCUCUAGUUAGUGUUAUCAUUUGAGGAUCGAUCGAGCAGCAUCAGGCAAAACAAAUUCAAGGCCCUUUAUCCGAAGGGUCCAGGUAAGGACCUUUCCAAUACCAUUUACCAUUUUGAAGCCGGCUACCGGGUCUUAUAUUUUCAUGUCUGUGAGGUUAACAUCGGCGAUGGAUCCAAGAACCAUCCAGAAGCUAGUGCUGAGGAUAAUACUACUAUGCAGAAGCCAACAGUCACAAGGUGGCUAUAGCAUCCGGGGGCAGCUUAUCGAUACUUUAAUUUUAUAUAAGGCUUUUCAACUGAUGG
Armigeres subalbatus is the source of this 1997-nucleotide messenger RNA. RefSeq lists its product as uncharacterized. Gene Ontology annotation, biological process: DNA integration. The transcript has 2 exons. The record is from RefSeq and is a predicted model, not a curated record. Gene Ontology annotation, molecular function: nucleic acid binding. Bases 501 to 1475 code for a protein of 324 amino acids. NCBI's taxonomy places the organism in Eukaryota, Metazoa, Arthropoda, Insecta, Diptera, Culicidae.